AAUGUCGAUUGGUAACCGUACACUCGGCAACACUUCACCACUGUCAGUUCUGUUCAUUUGUGUGUCCGUGGCCCAUGUUAAACUAAAAACUUGUUCGAAUGCGAAAAAGAGGUUGAUUUCCGUUCGGACGCUGCUCUGUGUUUUAUAAUUUUGCCUUUCUGAGUUCAGUCAUUUUCAAAUUUUAGUAAAUGUAAAAGGUGGUAUUCGAAUCUACGAAACGGUGUUGAAGUUCUAGCAGUGUUUCCGGUCAUUCGUGUCGGAUGUGAAAGUGUUGUUCGUAAGUUUUAAGAAGGUAACCAACAAAAAAAGUCGAUUGGCUUCGUGCAGCAGUGAAACUCGGAGACCAAAGUGUUGUGUGUGUCCGUAACGAAUCUCCGACAUUUUAAUCUGCGGAGCCCUGUGAGCAAUUCAGCAGUUCGUGAGAUCCGGCAGAAGUACGGACGUUUCCUCACCGUCGCUCGUGGUCACCGCACGGAGCGGCGAUCGAACCCGGAUUAUCCCGAAGCGAUUUACUGCGGUCCAGCCGAGUCCAGAUACGCGCAACAUUCAAUGAUAUAGAAAUGGCACCAAUCACCAACAGCACAACGUUUUUCCAGAAUGGCAAUGCCGCCCAGUUCGAGUACAUGCUCAGCCUUUACCCGCAGGUCCUGAAGCUCAAGGCGGACAACCGUGGGGCGAGCAAGAAGGCCGAAAAGCUGAUACGCCUGGACGAAUGGUACCAGAAUACGCUGCCGAAGUUGAUUCAGAAGCGCGGCAAGGACGCACAUCUGCUGCACGAGGAACUGGUACAGACGAUGGAGUGGAAGCAGGCCCGGGGGAAAUUCUUCCCGCAGUUGACUCAUCUGAUCAAAAUCAACACUCCGCGUGCGGUCAUGAUGGAAACGAAGAAGGCAUUCCGCAAGCUGCCCAACCUGGAGCAAGCGUUGAAUGCCUUGUCCAACUUGAAAGGUGUAGGUAUUACGAUGGCGUCGGCUCUGCUGGCGGCCGCCCUUCCGGAGACUGCCCCCUUCAUGGCGGAUGAGUGUCUGAUGGCACUGCCGGAUUUCGAAAGCAUCGACUACACUGCCAAGGAGUAUCUGAAGUUUGUAACACAUAUUCAGACUACGAUGGAUCGUUUGAACAAGGAAGUUCACGGUCCGGAAACCGCUGAGAGCAACGGCGAAAAUCAACCGAAGAAAUGGACGGCACACACGGUCGAAUUGGCAAUGUGGUCUUACGCCGUAGCAUCCGAUUUGCAACCGGAACUGCUGAAAGACAUGCCGGAUAGCAACGGGAUAGUCCCGCCGUCCACUAACGGAGCUGCGGUCGAAACGGAUCUCGAUGAAAACUCACAGAAUGGAGCUCCAUCGGACGAUAGCAAUCUGGACAGUGAGAGUGCAUCGAAGGACGCGAUCAUCAGCAUCAAUGGAAACGCGAAUGCCGACAGUUUAGAGGGAUCGGAAAAUGGAUGUUCCAACCAGGAAGACGCUAUGGCUGCUGAAGCAAACGAUGACACCAAUGGCGAUGUCAUUCCGAAGGCUUUCCCAACGGACAGUCUAGACGAUUGCACCAAAUCCGGUGACAGCUUAGAUGAACCUCCGCCAACGGCAGUGGAAGCGACUGCUGCAGCCGUGGCCUCUCUCUGCACAGGCGAUGCCGAGGGCGCCGUCGACAGCGAUUCGCAGAGUAGCAACAGCCAGAAACGUCCGCUGUUCUGCGAUGAUAAUUCCGAGGAGCAACCAGAACUGAGUGCCCCCAAACUGAUAAAGCUGUAGAAUCAAUGGUGUUCAGGUCCAGCAGCAACAGCAGCGAAUGUGUGAACAUUUUCCCUUUUUUCUCACCCUUCUAAGAUGGUUUUCUUUUUUCCGGUAUGAGCGAUUGCGAGCGCGAGUUCAAAGCAAGAAUUUCGUUUGAUUGAGAGUGGAAGCAGCAUGAGUAGUUUCUUCAUUCUUCAUCCACACGCAUAAACACACACACGCAAACACACCAAGCCACGUAUUUAUGAUGUCCUAGGUUUUAGCAACAAAGUUACAUUCACAAAGAGUUCCCCGGAACGAAAAAAGGAAAAUCGCUCGCGUUUAUUUAAGCGAAGGUUAGAUAAGUUUCGCAAAAGGAACAGGCAACAAUUCUCCCCUCCCCCACUUUCCGGUUCGAAAGCAUCUACUACACCACUUGCUGACUCUUAAAUAUAAUGUAUUGUAUUCGUAAUUAUUUUAUUUACAAACCAGCAUUAUCAGACUAGCGGUAGACAUUGCAAUGCGCAAAAUUUUUUUUUUAAUUUAAUUGAACAUAACUCUCGAAAGGAAAAUAAAAACAAUGAAAAUCUACAUGAAUAAAUGGAACAGCGCGCUCAUGUUAGGCCUUAGUUUAAUGGACGGCUGGACAGCAGCAGCACACCAACAUGAAGAACACGAAUAAUCCACAGGAACACGUUUCGUAUUGUAUCCCCAUCUCAUACUGAUUUUUUUUUAUUAUUUGUGUGUUUGUUUUAGCACGCAGUAGGAAAGCAUGUUUCGGAUGAGCAGUGAAAAUCGAUUCCUGCUUUUUAAUUGUAUUUUUGUUUGAAUUGUGGAAAUGAUGACAAGACAUGAAUGCUAGUUUUUUCCCCCCUGUGUGGAAGCAAUCAAAAUAUUCUGCAUCGGGGAACGUCAAAGGUUGAUUUCCGCCGCUGCAUACAUCAAAAAAGCCACCGAAAGGUAGAAAAGCUCGGAUUUCGAUAGCAAUUUAAUUUCUGGUUUGCUUGGCUCGAAACUUGAAAGUAUCGUUAUUCAGAAUACAACCUGCUUCAAUUAGUUAGUGAGGUUGUUCCGAACAGUGCUGGAAGAAACUGUUGAUUGAAAUUUUAAAUUUUAAAGACUGUGUGGAUGCUUGAAAGUACGUUGCCUGCUUUCCGGACAGUCCUAUAUGAAUGUCGCGUGUAUCACCCAAAUGAAUGUCACCUGUGACACAGUCAUGAGCCGGCGCCGGCAUGAAUGUAGCGGCGAAUGGAUCACUCGUUUGUUUUCGGUGAGAAUUUUAUUACUGUUCAUGUAAAAAUGAAAAUGUUGUAUGAAAAGUCAAGAUCUGAUGUUAUCUCGUCAAAGUUAAAAGUAAACAGCAUUUUUUCAAAAUGGCGCCACAUGUCUAAGAAAUGUACGAAACGUCAUAAUCAGGAGUUCUCUUCAGAAAAAAAAAUGGAACAACUUCUACUCGGACUUAGAAUUUUUCCAUUGAAAUGAGAUUGUAGAACUAAAUUCCAUGAAAAGCAGUAAUUUAAACCCCAGCUUCAAUUAAUUUCAGAUGUCCAACGAAGUUGAUAUUUUUUCUAUGUAACACCAGAUUUCGAUUUUUUAAAAUUUUCGAUUUCGGAAAUUUGAGAUGAAUCGACAUUUACCCAUGUCCGAUUCAAGUCAAAUUUUGCAGAGACUAAUUUUGAAGUGUUAUUCGAUAUCUCAUCACAUAUAGUCAAUUUACAUUGGUUGGCAAACCAUUUGCACCUUAAAAUGAUACAGGUCUUGUAAUUUUUGACGGAAAACAGUAGUCAAAAGUCUACUGUUUUCCGUCAAAUGGUUUUUGAAUUAUUUUUUUAUCAAUCUUAGCUAAUUUUUACUGUUUGACAACCCUAUGCACCUUGACAAUGCAACAGUCUAACAAUUUUCAAUCUUGAAGUUCUUUUCCAUCCAAUUAUUGUUUUGACAAUUUCCCAAAUAUUUUGACAACCCUAUGCACCUUAAAAAAGGCAGAAUUCUAGUGAUUUUCGGUCGCAACUGAGUUUUCUUUUUCAUUCAAAUAAAAGAAAUUUUUUCAACAGUAUACUACUACUCGAAUUCAGUGGUUUUCGAUCAAUAUUGAGAUCCUUUUACAAUUUUAUUUUUAAAAAUUUGUAAUUUAUCAUUGGUAGACAACCCUUUACACCUUGAAAAUGUAGAAUUCUGACAAUUUACUGUCACUAUCGAUUUCUCCUUCCAUUCAAAAGAUAAAUUUUUUUUCCAUAAGUAAUUAAUUGUUAUUGGUUGGUAACCCUAUGUACACUCAAAAUACGUAAAUCAUGUAAUUUCCAACCACUUGACUUCCCUUUUCAUCCGAUACUCAACAUUUUUUUCAAAGAUAGUCAAUGUUUUCUAGUUGACAACCCUAUGCAUGUUGAAAAUGUUCAGAUUUAGUGAUUUUUGAUCAAUAUUAACGUUCCUUAUCAUCAAAAAUUCAUCUCAUCAUCGGAAAUCAUCAUUUCCGUUGGUUGUAAAAACGCUUAAAUCACGCGUUUUUAUUUAUAACGGCCAAUAAGCCAUCCAUCAACAUUCACUUUGAGAGUAAUUUCGAAUGACUCGGCACUCGCUGAGAGUAAGUCAUAAUAGUAAACAGCAUGCAAUUUCUUUCGAAAGUGGAAGUUGACAGGUGGCUUAUUGGUCGUUGCAAAAAAACGCGUGAAAUCUAGUUGUUUUCGAUCAAUAUUGUCGUCCUUUUCCAAACCGAUUCAUGUUAGAAAAAUUUGUAUAUUUUCACUGGUUAACUAACCUAUAUACCUUGAAAAUGUGGAAUUCUACUUAUUUUUCUGUCACUAUUGACCUCUCUUUCCAUUCAAUAGAUAUUUAACAUUUUCCGUAGGUUAUUACUUAUCGCUGGUUGGCAACCUUAUGGACAUAAGUAUAAAUCUUGUAAUUUCCGACAUAUUUCUAAAAAUAGUUAAGAAUCCCAUAGGAUAUAGGACAUUUAUGCGUAGAACGGCAGUAUGCAGGUUGAAAAUGUUUAGAUCUAGUGUUUUUCGAUCAAUAUUGAAAUUCUUUUUCUUGCAAAUCAUUUUCUAAAAUUUUUCAAAAUUAGUGAAUUGAAUUCUAGUAGGAUAACAGAGGUACUUUGGCCACUUCAUAUAUUUUGGCCCACCUAAUAAACUUUAUGGAUUUAACGGAUGUUAAGUUAAGAAAUUUGGAACUAACCACAUUAAAUUACCUCUUGCGGAAGGGGCUUUCAAUGAUUUUUACAAAAUUUAGUGGAUAUUUUUACAAAGCGGACCAAAAUAAAAUGAAUCAUAAAGUGGGCCACAAUACCUCUGUUACUCUAUAUUUCUGUCACUAUUGACUUCUCCUUUCAUUCAUUGAUCAAUUAAAUCUUGAAAUUUUCGACCUCCGUUGACCA
This is a messenger RNA of Malaya genurostris, 5091 nucleotides long. RefSeq lists its product as uncharacterized. Bases 561 to 1754 code for a protein of 397 amino acids. Lineage: Eukaryota; Metazoa; Arthropoda; Insecta; Diptera; Culicidae. The transcript has 2 exons. The record is from RefSeq and is a predicted model, not a curated record.